ACGCAUACACUUGCUGAAGUCUAGGCCAGGUUAUGCCCAGGCCAAGUCAGGUUGCAGCCGAUGCGCUUCGUGGCUGCUGCUGCUGCGGCUGCCGACGAGCAACAGCGUCGUCGUCGCCGUCGUCGUCGUCGAUGUUGUCGUUGCGGUUUGUUGUCGUCUUCGUCUUGGCCAGGUUGUUUAUUUAAAUUCUAAGCUCGGCUACUGUUUGCAUUGUUGGCGCUGGCCGCGCUGCUCAGCUGAGUUGGGGAACGAGGGAAUACAUGGGGAAGCAGCAGCGUUGAGCUGGCGUCGGGUUUAAGCGUCAACGUCGCUGUCGUUGUCGUUGGUCCGCUGCUGCGCUGCUGGCCGGGAAUAAAACUCGAUCCGCGUGCGUCUUCUAGCCACAGUUAACGGGUUGCCUUCUGACCGACAGAUCGAACAAGCCAAUCGAGCCAAGCGCAGUGAACGCAAACAAGUGAACCCAAUACACGCACACGCAGUGCCCAAAAGGAUAAUAGUUAGUGACAAAGACAAAGUGUUGUGUUUAGUUUAAAUAAAUCCAAAGCAAAUCAUGUUCAAAUUCGUGUGCCUGUUCGCGCUGCUAGCCUCAACGGCCGCAGCAGCCUCUGAGGCUGACAGCCUGCUGACGAGCGCGCUCAAAAUGGUCAAGGACUGCGGCGAUCGCUCGAUGGUGCUCUGCAUGAAGGAACGCGCUCUGCAUUACUUUGAUACGGAGAACGGCGAUGUGAGGCUGACCGAGGGCAUAGCUCUUGUCAAAACCGAUGAGAUACCCGUGGGACGCGCCCUCAAUGAUGUGUCGCUGCCCGAUGAGCCCGAGGCGCGCGAGUCUGAGGUUGACUCGCUGCUGGUUGAGCGUGUGGCGCGCUUCUUUGGCACACACACUCUGCAGUUCAAGGUACCCAAGGACUCCAUACAGGACAUGCAGCGUGCCCUCGAAGAAUCUCGCGGCAAGAAGAAGGAGAAGAAGAAGUAUCUGAUGCCGCUGCUUAUGCUGUUCAAGCUUAAGAUGGCUGCGCUGCUGCCGCUGGCCAUUGGCUUCUUGGCGCUCAUCUCGUUCAAGGCUCUGGUCAUUGGCAAGAUUGCGCUGCUGCUGUCCGGCAUCAUUGGACUGAAGAAGCUGCUGGAGUCCAAGAAGGAGAACUACGAGGUCGUUGCGCAUCCGCACUAUGAGCAUGAGCACAGCUAUGGGCGAUCACUGCACGCAAAUGAGGCCCAGCAGCUGGCCUAUGCGGCGUAUAAGCAAUAAAUCGAGUCGACUGCCAAAGCCACAAGCAAAAGUGCAAUACACACAGCAAUCAGCAACAGCAACAGCAAAGGAAAUGAAUUGGAUUGGAUUGGAGCACUGAGCUCGCUGCGCAUUUUCGCCCAGCGACUCAAUUAAUUUAUUUUAUUUAUUUAAUUUAUUUGUAGCAGAACUCAUGCCAUCAGCAACUCUCAUCAGCGAAAUGAGUGAAACUUGUUGGGAAAUGAAAAGAAAUUCAAACCAUAGAGAUUAAGUGCAAAUACGGUGAAAUGGAAUGGGGGCGGCAACUACUUUGGGCGCUCGCACUACUUAAGCUUAACUUAAAUAACUAAACUUAACUUUAACUAAAACUAAAGCUAAACUAUGCGCCAGUUAGACGACUGCACUUUGUAUUAUUUUAAUGCAUAAUUUAAUGCUCAAGAGCUUUACUAUUAACAACUUCUUACUUAUUUACUUAUUGUAUUUAAACUCAACGCCAAAAUCUUUAACUUAAAGCAACUGUCCUCAGUUCACGGUUCGCCAACCCCCUGACCAGAAAAUUAAACACACAGCCACAGCUGCAACCACAACCAACUGAACUCAACCACACUCAACACACAAGCAAACAAACA
Molecule: messenger RNA, 1854 nt
Organism: Drosophila busckii
Lineage: Eukaryota; Metazoa; Arthropoda; Insecta; Diptera; Drosophilidae
Gene: Osi9
Exons: 3
Coding region: 551-1246 (231 amino acids)
Source: RefSeq, a predicted model, not a curated record